CUGCUCACAAAGUCACCACUUCCCGUCCAAUCCAUCCUUACCCCUCACAGUCUCCGAAGCCCUAGCGUCUCGAAAUCGCCGAUUCAUCACAAAAGAGGCGGCGUUUCUUGCUUUUCCCGUUCAAGUCAUGGCGGAAGAAGAUACUAUCGCUUACCCUGUGCAGCCUUCCGACCACAAGCGCAAGCUUGAGAAUAUCGAAUCGGAGAUUCUCGAACAACAUACCGGCUCGAUUGAAGCUUCUGUUGAUGAUGCCAAGGAAGCUUCUGAUUAUUCUCAGGCGAAGCGACACAAGCUCGACGGCAAGGCCGAUGAUGGGUUAGGGAUUGGGGGAACUGUAGAAAAGAAACCAGAGAAUGGUGAAGAAGAGGCAACUGGUAAUAGUCUAAUUGAGAAAGUGCAGGAGCCCAAUCAGGCUGAGGAUAACCAACCAGCUUCUGUUGAGGCUACAACCUCCCAGGAAGUAGUUUCUGUUGAAGAAAGUAAAGAGGUGAACACUAGUAAGGAAGCGAAUGAUGCUCUUGUUCAGAAAGAAGUUGAAAACGAAAGCAAGGUAGUGGAUGAUGAUGAAUCUCAGAAGGAAAAUAAGGAAGCAAAUGCUGGGGGUUGUCAGGAGCAGACUGGUGAAGAAAGUAAGGAAGUUAACGGCAGUGGUUCUCAUGAAGAGGUUGGCGAUGGAAGUAAAGAAGUCAGUGGUGGCACUUCUCAUAAGGAGGUUGACGACACCCAAUCCACAACUCGCAAAAUAGAAGUCCCAAGUUCAAAGGUUGGCACGCUUAUUGGUAAAGGUGGGGAGAUGGUACGGAAUCUCCAGCUCAGUUCUGGUGCCAAAAUCCAAAUCCGGAGGGAUUCUGAGGCUGAUCCAAAUGCAGCUUUAAGACCAGUGGAGAUAAUUGGGAGUCUUGCUUCUAUUGAGAAAGCAGAGAAGCUUAUCAAUGAAGUUAUAGCCCAGUCUGAAGGAGGAGGUGUACCUGCCCUUUUUGUAAGAGCGGCCCCAGAGCAAAUUGAGAUCAAAGUUCCAAAUGAUAAGGUUGGUGUGAUCAUUGGCCGAGGCGGGGAGACUAUCAAGAACAUGCAGACAAAGUCGAGAGCACGGAUUCAGUUAAUACCACUUGAAGAAGGUGAUGGCUCUAAGGAAAGGACUGUUCGUAUUUCUGGGGAUAAAAGACAAAUUGAUAUAGCUACGGCGUUGAUAAAAGAUGUCAUGUAUCAGGAUACAAGGCCAUCACACUAUUCUGGUGGUUAUAACUCGCCUGCUUACCAACCACGAGGACCCGGUGGUCCGCCUCAAUGGGGUGGUUCACGUGGUCCUCAUGGGCCCCAUUCAAUGCCAUACAAUUAUCAUCAUGGUGGACCAUACCCGUCUCAUGGUUCACAUUACAGACCGCCCAACUCCGGCGGUUAUCCUCCACAACAUAUGCCUCCGAGGAGUGGAUAUGGUCCUGGUUGGGAACAAAGGCCUCCACAUUCUGGUCCAUAUGAUUAUUACAGUAGAACAGGACCUCAAAACCCAGGUCCUGUGCCCAACCAUGCUGCUCCGUACUCUCAGGCAGGUGGUCAGCAGAAUUAUGGGCAGAUGUAUGAUCAGCCAAACUAUGAUAAUCCUCCUAUGCAGCAAUCUUAUGGUGGAUACCAACAGGGCUAUCCACCAGCCGGUGGUCAGCACCAAAUGCAGCAGCCAAGUAGACCUUAUGGGAUGCCAGCCGAGCAAGGAUAUGGGCCUCCAAGGCCAGCAGCACCUUCUGUUGAUGUGCCUUACCAAGGUCCACCUCAAGCAGCACCAUCGUAUGGUGCAAACAUGGCUCCACCACAACAGCAAUAUGGUUAUGCAUCAAGUACUCCUGGUCAACAAACUUACCCUUCAUACAACUCUGCAGCACCAUCCGAUGGUUAUAAUAGUACACAAGCAGCAGCAGUUACCCCAGCUUAUGAACAGCAUGGUGGAACACCAGCUUCUGGUGUGCAGCAAACUUCAGCUGGAUAUGGGCAAGCACCUCAAACCGGUGGUUAUAGCUCAUAUCCCUCUACACAGCCGGCUUAUGGUAACGCCCCGGCUCAGAGCAAUGGAAACUAUGGCUACGGCUCUCAGUAUCCUAGCUAUGGAGGUGGAAACGCAACAGCAUAUGCGGCACCUGUUGGCCAAACCGCUUACUCCCAGACUGCACCUGCCCAGGCGGGAUAUGAUCAGUCUGCAACUCAGCCAGCAGGCUAUGCAGCUGCUCCAGGAACAGCACAGUGAAGUCGUUGUUCCUUCAAAUCAAUCAGUAUGAUGCAGACUAGGCUUGUGAUGUGACUCGCUAGAAGAUCACAUGUAUCCUCAGAUUAUUAGACUUGUAUCCCUAAACUGCACAUCCUGAAUCAGACAGCCCCAGUGUUUUCUUAAUCUUUGGUAUGUCGUCUUAUUAUCGUGGAUCUAAAUGGCGCAUGACUCUGUUCCACCUUACAUUUUGCCCUGCGAUCUGAGUAAACCUUAAGUUGUUACUCUUUUACUGUUGCUAUUCUUUAAGGUGUUCCUAAAAUAUAAGCUUUGAUCUUCUUUUGUUA
Molecule: messenger RNA, 2541 nt
Organism: Brassica rapa (field mustard)
Lineage: Eukaryota; Viridiplantae; Streptophyta; Magnoliopsida; Brassicales; Brassicaceae
Product: far upstream element-binding protein 2
Molecular function (GO): RNA binding
Source: RefSeq, a predicted model, not a curated record